AUGACAUUCUCCACCGACCCCCCAAAUCCGCGCCAUCCUCUUCGAUUUCAUAGGCACAGGUCUAAAAUAGCACGCCUCAUUCCUCCCACAUCUUCCACCCCUCCCAUCCCAUCCCUCCUCCCCCCUCACUCGCUCCAAAAAUCCAAUCCUAUUUCGACACCACCACCCCGCAUCUCCCACAAUCCCCGUCAAAAACAUCAAUCUCAUACACCUCUCCACCCUAGAAACGCUCCUCCUCAGGAGGUUUUGAGAUGUUGGUUUCGAGUUAGUUGGUGGGGGUGUGUAAACCGGAGAGAGAGUUAUGAGUGGGUGAUGCGGGUUUUGGGUUUGGAUCCGGAGGAAUGUGUUAUGGUGAUGGUGCAUACGAAUGAUUUGAAAGGGGCGAGGGAGGUCUUUUGUAGGAGGUGGACGGAUGAUAUUAAUGAGGAUCAGGAGGUGAUUGAAUGCAAAAUGAUGCGUAUUUGGAGGAUAUAG
Molecule: messenger RNA, 474 nt
Organism: Botrytis deweyae
Lineage: Eukaryota; Fungi; Ascomycota; Leotiomycetes; Helotiales; Sclerotiniaceae
Exons: 3
Coding region: 1-474 (157 amino acids)
Source: RefSeq, a predicted model, not a curated record